Messenger RNA from Tetrahymena thermophila SB210, 414 nucleotides. RefSeq lists its product as hypothetical. The record is from RefSeq and is a predicted model, not a curated record. NCBI's taxonomy places the organism in Eukaryota, Ciliophora, Oligohymenophorea, Hymenostomatida, Tetrahymenidae. The transcript has 3 exons.
AUGAGUGAAAAUCAAUUUUCUACAUUCCAGAUUUUGCAAGUUGUGUCAUCAGUCGUAGCAAGAUACUUGCUAUCUGCAGAAAAAUUUUUGCAAGUUGUAUCAGAUGAACAAGUUACAAGAUAUUUGCAAUCUUAAGAAAAAGUGAAUGAUUUGAUCUACAAGCUAUGUGCUUAAAUAGUGUGUUUUAGCUCAAAUUCUCCCUUUUCAUUAAAUAUUUUACAAAUAUUAUUGUAUGAUACAGCUAGAUAUUAACUAUCCGAUGAAAAAUAUAAUUAUGAAGUGAAAUUAACAAAUGCUUCAAUUGUAGCUUCAAUCUUAUUUAUAAGCUCAAAUCCUCUUUCUGUACUCCAUAUUUUGAAAAAGUUAUUAUCUGCAGUUGCUAGAAGUUUACCAUCAGGGGGAAAAAGCAACUGA